Molecule: messenger RNA, 4080 nt
Organism: Colletotrichum higginsianum IMI 349063
Lineage: Eukaryota; Fungi; Ascomycota; Sordariomycetes; Glomerellales; Glomerellaceae
Product: MAP kinase kinase kinase wis4
Exons: 2
Coding region: 1-4080 (1359 amino acids)
Biological process (GO): stress-activated MAPK cascade; protein phosphorylation
Cellular component (GO): cytoplasm
Molecular function (GO): ATP binding; MAP kinase kinase kinase activity
Source: RefSeq, a predicted model, not a curated record
AUGUCCACCGAGCCGUCCCCUCGCGCCGUGAGAUUCUCCAACGGAGACGACGAAUUGCGCCCAGACACCACCAUGCCCCAUCGUCCUGUGCCCGUCGCCGUUGACUCUGACAACUCUGCCUCGUCUGCUGAUUCACAUCCCGACGACCCGCACGCACUUGAGCGUCAGGAUGAAGUCGGUUCCCUUGUCAGAUAUCAAGAGGGUCAUAUCGCCGGCUCCAUGUCCAACAUCGUUCAGGCUGCCGUAGCCAACGGCGGCACCACCCGCAGUCUACGAAGCAACGCCAGCGACGGUGAUGCUUCCUACGCCAACGGCACUGCCGCGACCAAAAUCCAACGGCCCAGCGCCCCCGCAAGGACGCCCUCCAACACCUACGCCCCGGCCGCCCAUCGCAGGCCACAACCCGCUCCUUCAUUUGUCGAAUCCGUUCGAGCCUCGUCUAGAGGCCGCCCUCGUCCGAGCGAGAGAUUUCGUCAGCAGGAGAGGGCCUACGUCCAGAGGCUGCGUCAGGACCACAACGAUGGCUACCCUUUCGACGGCGGAUACGUAAACGGCAUAAACGGCAUAAGCCAAGGCGGUGAUUCCGAUUCCGAGGGUGAGACACCAUCGUCCGAGGGCCCGUUCGACGACAGAUACGACCAGGAGACCAUCAUGUUCUACGGCAACGACGACCUGCAACCGAGCGAUGAGGAUCUGAAAGACCCCACCAACCGUGAACGACUAGAAUGGCAUGGCAUGCUCGAGGCCGUCUUGACUGGAGAUGUUGUCAAGCAAGAAAAAAAACGGUUGAUCGGAUCCAACGAACAAGCAGUUGGGAAGAGUGGGCAAAAGGCGGAGCUGUGGCUGGGGAUUCGCUCAAAGGUCUGCGGGCGGCAUCUCCCAGUGCAGAGGCGAAUGGUAGAAGAGGCCCGCGCGACGUUGGACCGCACGCUGGACGAGAUCAUCAACUUCUCAGUCAAGGGCGAGAGCGAGGCUGGGAAGCCACCGUACGAACAGGUGAAGGACGUGGUCAAGAAGAUCGACAAAGCCGAAAGCCUGUACCCUUCGUGGACCUCACUGGCCGCCGAGCACCAAUCAGCCAGCUCCCCGCUCUUCCAAGAAGCUUCGGAAUCCAUCAUUGCAUGGUACAACACCAAUGAACUUAUCAACACGGAGCUUGCCAUCCUCAAGAAGUGGGUCGGCAAUGAAGAGUUGGACUUCACGCGGACACGACAACGUUCACCCGUGGGCAACGGUAUUAGCGACGAAUCGUCUUUCCUUGACCGGCUGAUGAAGGAGGAUGGCUUGAGAUCACUCUACGACGAGGAGUUCGACGACGAAAAGAAUAAGGAUGCUCAUAAGGGCAUGCUGCCUGGCAUCUCCACCGUCAUCAACAAGUCCAAGGAGACGCUUAUCCGCAAUUUUGCCGCUUUCCAGAAACGACAUCUCCCACCAUACAUCGAGGAGCUUCUGACCCUCAUCAGUUUCCCGUCUCGACUGAUCGAGGAGAUAAUCAAAGUAAGGCUUGCUUACGCUAAGAAGGUCAAGGAGUCUGCGCAGCAAAACCCCAUGAUGCAAGACCAGAUGAUCAGCCAGUUUCAGCUGCUCCUGAAGCUAGCCAUCCGCAUCAAGCUGGAAUGUCUUGCCGUCACACAACCAGAGCCCGGCUGGGAGCUCCCCCCUUGCAUCGACGAGUCCUUUGACCAGGUUGUGCUGGACGCUCUCAAAUACUACUUCAAGAUGCUCAACUGGAAGUUGAGCGGCAACAAGAAUACCUUCAAGGAGGCCGAACUUUUGUUCGCUGAAUGGGACUUCGCCAACGAGAUAGGCAGUCACCUCCUGGGCGGAGACGUCGAGGUCGCUGAGCAGUUUAGCUCGCUCACGUUCAAGGCCAUCAACCGUCUCAGUGUCACCUUUGAGAAAGAGCUUCAAGUGAAGCCGAGAGAGAGUACUGCUGAGAUGAGCAAGAGAUACAAGCAGUGUUUAGACUCGGUCCGCGUGAGGCAAAGAAUGCUGCAACGUUUCUCCAAGAUGCUGAGCGAAAACUACGAAAACGCGUCUGACUUCAGCAUCGCAUUCGCGCCAGAGAAGCUGCAAGAGUUCUACGACAGACUCAUCGUCUCGGGCCACUUCCAAGUCUUCACAGACCUCUACGAGCAGGAAGGCAUAUUCAUUAUGGCAUCGCCCUCUUUGAUGGACAGACACGACGCAAUCCAAUCCAUCCUGGGUCUCAGCUCGCCCGAGCAGUUCGCAGAGGACCCUACCGACCCGUAUCUUUUGAUAUUGCGGCCUGAAGGCAACCCGCACUGGUUCGGUGACGUGGUUCAGCUUUCGGUUCGCGAGCGGAGCGUCGACCUGAAGAAGGGCCACAUGAGGCUAGUCGCCGUUGGUGCUCAGGCGCGGCUCGUCGACGCCAGGAGAGCCUUCAUCGAUGCCGUCGACAUGCACGUGGACCUGGUAGUAGAACAGCGAUCAAACUUGCAUAAGGUCAACACGCGUCUGAUGGAGAUCAGGCGCGUUGCAUACAAGCUUUCCAACAACUUCAUGGACAGUGUCGAGAUCAUCCGCAAACAGACCGAAGGCAGAGAGGUCCAGGAGCUUAUCCAAACCUGCUUUGUCUUCGCGACGGAAUUCGGUCAGCGCUCGCUGCUCGUCAUGGACAGCAACCGGAAACAAAUGAACAACCUUAAGCUCACCAAGCUCGCACUGGACUGGGUCAGUUUCAUUUGCGACGACUGUAUCGCAUCGGAUCGAAAGACGUUCCGUUGGGCGGUUCUGGCUCUGGAGUUUGCCAUGGGGAUGACCAGGGGACGACACAUCCUGGCCUUGGGCGAGGAGGAAUACGCCAGGCUUCGGGCCAAGGUAGCCGGCUGCAUGGCUCUCCUCAUCUCGCAUUUUGACAUCAUGGGGGCCAGAUCCAACCUGGCUGCGCAGGCAGAGAAGGAGCGCAUUGAGGCUUUGGUUGGUCAGUUCAAACGUCUCGAUAAAAAUCGGAUGCUUGACGACCACGAAGCUUCCAAGUAUAUCACGGAGCAGCGCUUGGAGGAACUCGAGAAGGUCGACGAGAUCAGAAGGGCAAAGGAGGCAGAGAGGCAAGCGCUCGGCCACGUGCUCGAAGGAAACAACGAGGUUGACCGCUCACUGGCCUACCUCUCGUCCUCGGCUACCAACAUCACGAUGCGCUGGCAACAGGGCCAUUUUGUUGGCGGUGGUACCUUUGGCAACGUUUACGCCGCCAUGAAUUUGGACUCGGGCCACUUGAUGGCCGUCAAGGAGAUCCGGUUGCAAGAUCCAAAGUUGAUCCCCACCAUUGCCGAGCAGAUCAAGGACGAAAUGGGCGUUUUGGAGGUCCUCGACCACCCCAACGUCGUCUCCUACUACGGCAUUGAAGUCCACCGUGACAGAGUCUACAUCUUCAUGGAGUUUUGCCAGGGCGGCUCUCUGGCGAAUCUGCUGGAGCACGGCCGUAUCGAAGACGAACAAGUUAUCAUGGUUUACGCAUUGCAGCUGCUUGAGGGUCUCGCUUACCUUCACGAGAGCGGCAUUGCUCACCGCGAUAUCAAACCUGAGAAUAUUCUACUUGACCACAAUGGUAUCAUCAAGUAUGUCGACUUCGGAGCCGCCAAGGUCAUUGCCAGGCAGGGCAAGACCCUCGUCCAGGAUCUCUCCUCCACGAAACCUAAUAAGUCCAUGACGGGAACACCAAUGUACAUGUCUCCCGAAGUGAUCAAGGGCGAAAACCCUGGAAGGGCCGGCUCGGUUGACAUCUGGUCUCUGGGCUGCGUCAUUCUUGAGAUGGCUACCGGUCGCCGCCCUUGGGCCAACUUGGACAACGAGUGGGCAAUCAUGUACAACAUUGCGCAGGGCAACCCUCCCCAGAUGCCGUCAACCGAACAGCUCAGCCCCCAGGGCAUCGACUUCUUGGGGAGGUGCUUCACCAGAGACCCCAAGCACCGUGCGUCCGCUGUUGAGCUCCUGCAGCACGAGUGGAUCAUGACGAUUCGCAGCCAGGUCGUAGAGCCGGCCACGCCUAGUGACGCGAGUUCCUCGGCUCAGUCAACACCCAGCUCCAGGAGUAACACCAACGACGGUUUCUACUAG